UUGAAGAGGCACGCAUUCGUUCGCGUGUCCGUUCUGCACGCAGUGUUGAAGUGGUCAGAAACCCGAGGAUGGGUGAGGGUCCAGCGGGAGCCGGCGGGUUCAGGGAUGUUGCGUGAGGCUGAGAACGGCUCGUUUGGAGACGGUCCACCAUGACAAUCCUGCUGCCGCCCUGGCACAAGAGCACAUGGGCAAUAGGAAAAGACAUGCUCCUGCUCCUGCUCUUCUUUCUUCCCAAUCUCCAGGUUUCAGCCUCAGUGCUUCAAAAUGCGAUAUCCAAGCGGACCAAAUAUUGGGAGAACUGCAACAAGACUCUUGCAGCGAGUUCACUCCCCAAAACUGGAAUCUACUGCAAUGGGACUUUUGAUAGGUUUGUGUGCUGGCCACAUUCCUCUCCUGGGAAUGUAUCUGUCCCCUGUCCCUCCUACUUACCAUGGAUCAACGAAGAAAGCUCUAGGAGAGUGCACAGAGAAUGUCUUGUGAACGGGAUGUGGCGACUACAAGAGAAUUCCUCCGAGGCCUGGAGGGAUGACUCCGAAUGUCAAGAGCAGCAUUACUUUAAAGCAGAGGAGGAUGAGAUACUGCGCCAGACUGCCCUGAGGAUCGUCUCAGUCAUCGGUUAUUCCCUGUCCCUCUCUGCCCUCAUGGCGGCCACCCUCCUCAUGGGUGUGCUCAGGAAGCUCCACUGCACCAGGAACUACAUCCACAUGAAUCUGUUUGUGUCCUUCAUCAUGAGAGCUGUGGCGGUCCUCAUCAAAGAAAUCCUGAUGCACAUCAUGUACUCCCACCGACCCAGAGAUGACCUCGGGUGGAACUCCUACAACAAUUCCACGGUUGCGCUGAUGUGCAAACUUUCCAAGCUGGUCAUGGAGUACUUUGUGGCCUGCAAUUACUUUUGGCUGUUGGUGGAAGCCAUUUUCCUUCACACCCUCCUCUUCACGGCGGUGCUGACCAAGAGAUGCUUUCUGAAGAGAUACAUGCUUUUAGCAUGGGGCACGCCAUUCUUGUUUGUGACACCAUGGACAGUUAUGAUGAUUUUAUAUGAAAAUAAAGGGUGCUGGUCCAUUGUGAAUAGAUGGUUCUGGUGGAUUAUAAAGGGGCCCAUUACUUUAUCCAUACUGGUUACUUUCUUUAUAUUCAUCAAGAUUCUGAUGCUGCUUUUCUCCAAGCUAAAGGCAGAUCAGCUGAAAUUUACAGAGUACAGAUACAGCUUGGCCAGAGCAACGCUGGUUCUGAUCCCCUUGCUAGGGAUCCAUGAGGUGGUGUUUAUAUUCAUGGUUGAUGAAUGUAUGGAGGGCCGCAAUCGCUACUUCAGGAACUUCUUCAAUCUCACCCUCAGCUCCUUCCAGGGAUUAGUGGUUGCUGUGUUGUACUGUUUUGCCAACGGAGAGGUCCAAGCAGCGCUGAAAAAACGCUGGCAGCUUUUCCUGUUCACCAACCGCUUCCAGGUCAAAUGUUGCUUUCAGGGGGCACCUCUGAAGCACCUGUGGAAGUGCAACCGAGGCCGCCACGCUCACGGCUCCCAGCAGAGUGAAUCAAACGAAGAAGGCAUUUCCACCAUACAUCCACACUUGCUUCAGGUGGCCGUGCAUGAGAGAGGCAGAGCGGGAGAUGUUAAAAGUCAGAGGUUAAAGGGCUGCGGACUAGACUUCCUAACCAGGAAGAGCCUGUCCAGCAGUGAUGGAGAUAUAACCCAAGGCGAGACCCUGGAAGAGAUCCUGGAGGAGAGCGAGUUCUGAUCCCUCCUCAAGUCCCACUAUACUUCAUCGACCAACUCAGACUGCCGCAUAGUAAAUAAUGGAAACUUUAUAAACUAUGAUAAACUUUGUACAGUCUAUUUCGGAUACAUUACACAAGGCUCGUCUUAUCAUUACCGAGGUUAUCGCACCUUGGUUGACUGCUUUGGGAUUGUGAGGUUAUUACAUACUCUCAUGUUGAUGGUACAGUGUUCACGUUCUGUAUUUUGAUUUGAAGUAAAUCUCAAACAGGACUUUAGUCGAUACAACGGGAACAGAAGGGAAAAGCAAAACUCUUAAUGUGUUUUGUGGUUGCAACUCCUGUUUACCAUGUUAACAUGAUAUGAUAUUACAGAGUCAGGCCAGUCAAGAAAGGAUCCAUUUAGUGCAACAUGUGGAUUGAGAGUAUAAAUACAAUGUGUUUGUUGUCUAAAACUAUGACUAUUAAAUAGACAAAGGAUGUCUGUGUUGCAAAUUGUACAAGGUUGUACGUAUAUCAGUGUUUCAUAUGAAGUGUAGGCUGUAUUAAGCUAUUUUGUUUUUACUUUCAAAAUCUAUCACAGGAACUUUGUAUAUACUGUCCUUCAUAUUGCACCCUCUGUGAUGUACUUAUGUGCACUUAAAAAAUGAUUUAAAAAAAACCCCGACUAAACAGCUGAGCUGCUCUAGCUGUAUAAGCAAGUACCAAGUGAGACAUGUUUAAAUAAAAGGUUGAAUCUUCAGUUUUGUUGGACCAUAUGUAUCUCAAUAAAAUGCA
Messenger RNA from Lampris incognitus (smalleye Pacific opah), 2490 nucleotides. RefSeq names its product glucagon-like peptide 2 receptor. Bases 150 to 1736 code for a protein of 528 amino acids. Lineage: Eukaryota; Metazoa; Chordata; Actinopteri; Lampriformes; Lampridae. Gene Ontology annotation, molecular function: peptide hormone binding; glucagon receptor activity. The transcript has 13 exons. Gene Ontology annotation, biological process: cell surface receptor signaling pathway; adenylate cyclase-modulating G protein-coupled receptor signaling pathway. The record is from RefSeq and is a predicted model, not a curated record. Gene Ontology annotation, cellular component: plasma membrane.